GCGCGUUUGACAAACUCAGCUUCCCGGCAUGCCCCUCGCCUGCUGUCCGUCUGCUAAGGUGUUGGUUCCGGCAGGCUUGUCAGAACUAAAGGGAAAGGUGUUUUAACUCCUAUUGGCCAGUCCGGCUGGAGUGGGGACAGUCAUGGAAGGUUCUAAUUGCUCCCUCAGAGUGAAUAGGCAGCUGCUGGAUCCCAAGUUCGAGAGCUACAAGCUGUCCCUGGAUCCAUUGCCUUGUUAUAAUGUGGAGCUGGAUGCUGCUGUUGCAGAAGUGUGCCUUCGAGAUGAUCAGUACACAUUGGAUCACAUGCGUGCCUUUGGAAUGUACAACUACCUCCAUUGUAAUCCAUGGAUCCCCAACAGUGUCUUCUACGUAGACCAACUGGAGAGGGUGAUGAGUUUCACAGUUACGCUGGAUACCGCAAUGGGAAAACCUAUAGAGGUGUUCAGAUUUCCAAGGGAUUUAAACACCUGCGACAGUCGGCUGUGCUCGUCAAUGUAUUUUGCUUCUGCCCAAUGGGUGACCCUUUCGGACGGAACAGGGACUUUGUAUAUCAUUAGGAUUGGAAACCAAAGUGGGUCUGUGUCUGGAAAAUGGGAGAUCAUGUUUAAUCAGGAGCUUGGGGAGCCUUUUAUUGUAGUUCACAGCGUUUCCUCGGUGCGGGACGAGUUGCAUAUCAUUGAUGUGCUUUUACUGUCAAUUGAGAAAGAUGAAUCAGACAUUAAAGGGAGCGGAUUCCAUGUUUGUUUGGAAUGGGUUUCAAUAGCCCGGGCACAAAAUGAAGAUAAUGGUAAAUAUGAAAUCUUAAAGCGUAGGAAGCUUUUUGGAAAGUCUGUCCCACAUUAUGCAGCUAUUGAGCCACUUGGCAAUGGGGUAAUGAUGAUCUCUUACAAGCCAUUCAGAUUCAUUGCAAAUGAUAAGGAUCAGCCUGAGUCAUCCGAAGAUGAGAAAAUGGAUGAAGACAACAAAAGAGAACCUCUGUAUAAUUGGCAUCAAACUGGCGAGGAUGUAACACUCACAUUCCAGCUUCCCGAAGGCAUGACCAAAGAAGAUCUAACCAUCAAGUUUCUCCCUGGCGAGAUUGAUAUCUCUUUAAAAGAUCAAGGCACUUUUCUGAAAGGACAGCUCUAUUUGGAUAUUGAUUGUGAAAGCAGUGCUUGGAUAAUAAAGGAAGGAAGGAGCGUAGAGGUCACUCUAACCAAGCGAGAGCCAGGAAGCACGUGGGCAGAACUGGUGAUUGGUGAUAAACAUGGGGAAUACAUAGUAGACCCUACACAAACUGCGGCAAUAGCCGAGCAACUGAUGCAUCUCACUUCUGAGGAUAUGAAUCCAGAGACUGAGAAACCCCCAUGCAAUGCUCAGGAGCUGGAAGAAUGUGACUUAUUUCUGGAAGACAGUACGAGUUUGUGCAGAUUCGACGGUGCACGUCUGAAGGCCACACAUGUGGUCAAUCUAGGGAGCAAUCCGUAUCUGUUUACGUUUGUGGCCACCCCGGAGCUGAUGCCUUGCUUCGCCUUGCGACAUGAUGUGGACGCCCUUCUCUGGCAGCCCGUUUCCGAGCAGGCGGAUAACCUUUGGGAUCACAUUGCAACAUUCAAUGCCCUAGGAUACGUCCAGGCAUCAAAGCAAGACAAGAAGUUCUUCACGUGUGCGCCCAAUUUCUCCUAUUCGGCUCUGUGCGAAUGCGUGCGCAGAAUAUUCAUCUAUCGCCAGCCCACCCCCGUAUCCACUGAGUUGUACAACCGGAAGGAGGGUAGGAGAGUCGGGCAGGUUGCUAAGCAGCAGGUAGCCAGCCUGGAAACCACAGAUCCCAUAGUAGGAUUUCAAGCCUCCAAUGAAAGGUUAUUCGUUCUAACCACAAAGAAAUUAUCUGUAAUAAAGGUAAACAGUACAGAUUAAUUAAAGAGUGCUGCUGACAUAUUGUCGCAGUUCAGUAAAACCGAACAUUAUGCUUCUUUUGUUUUUCUUAAAGAAAGAGACCAUUUUUAUUGAAUGAAUUCAUUACCUACCUGCAUUCCAAUAAAAUAUGUCAAAUAUAA
Molecule: messenger RNA, 2037 nt
Organism: Xenopus tropicalis (tropical clawed frog)
Lineage: Eukaryota; Metazoa; Chordata; Amphibia; Anura; Pipidae
Gene: nudcd1
Product: NudC domain containing 1
Exons: 10
Coding region: 143-1897 (584 amino acids)
Cellular component (GO): cytoplasm; nucleus
Source: RefSeq, a predicted model, not a curated record